This is a messenger RNA of Anolis carolinensis (green anole), 4734 nucleotides long. It is a transcript of the gene kcnn2, whose product is annotated as potassium calcium-activated channel subfamily N member 2. Lineage: Eukaryota; Metazoa; Chordata; Lepidosauria; Squamata; Anolidae. The transcript has 8 exons. Gene Ontology annotation, molecular function: calmodulin binding; small conductance calcium-activated potassium channel activity. The record is from RefSeq and is a predicted model, not a curated record. Bases 31 to 2409 code for a protein of 792 amino acids. Gene Ontology annotation, cellular component: plasma membrane; neuronal cell body; neuron projection. Gene Ontology annotation, biological process: potassium ion transmembrane transport.
CCUCCCUCCCGCCCUUUUCCAGGUGACGUGAUGCCCGUUGUUUUGGUCGGCCCGACCAAUGGGGCUCGCCGCUCGUCUUCUACGGGAGCCGGGAUGGGCCCGUCGUGGCGGCAACCGGACUCCCCUCUGCCGACCAUAACGCAUUGCGCAGGGUGCACCACCGCCUGGUCCUCCUGCAGCUUUAACAGCUCUGACAUGGACACGCCGCUGCAGUUCCAGGCGGGCUUCUGCUCAGAGCGGCAGCAGCAGCCACAGCAGCAGCAGCACCACCACCAGCAGCACCAGCAGCAGCAGCCGCAUUGCCAGCAACAAGAGAAGCCUCAGGCGCCGCCGCUGCCAGGCAGCCCUUGCCUCCAGUGCAACCACUUGCCCUGCGCCUACUCGUCCUCCUCGGGGGAGCCGCUCCUGCUGCGGACCUCCUCGCCCCUCUCGGGCGCCCCUUUCCGGACCUCCUCCCGCCCGGGCGAGCUGACCCCCUCCAGCCAUGCCAGCGCGCCCAGGCAGCCCUCCGCCUCUGCCGCCGCCUCCUCCUCCUCCUCCCAGUACGCCGCCCAGCCCCACCACUCCCACUACCCCCAGUGCCAACCCGCCGGCAGCCCCAACAGCACCUUCAGCAGCGGCAGCCUCCAGUACCACCAGUAUCCCCCGUCCUCCCAGCAGCAGCAGCAGCAGCCGCGCCGGGAGAGCAACCCCUUCACGGAAAUAGCCAUGAGCAGCUGCAGGUACAACGGCGGCGUCAUGCGGCCGCUCAGCAACCUCAGCUCCUCCCGGAGGAACCUCCACGAGCUGGACUCCGAGGCGCAGCCGCUCCAGCCCCAGCAGCAGCCUCCGCAGCCCGUCAGCCCCUCCGCCUCGGCCUCGGCCGCCGCCGGACCCGAGAUCGUCGUCUCCAAGCCCGAGCACAACAACUCCAACAACUUGGCGCUCUACGGCUCGGGCGGAGCGGCGGCAGGAGGAGGAGGAGGCGGGAGCCAGACCAACAGCGGCGGGAAGUCGAGCAAGAAGAAGAACCAGAACAUCGGCUACAAGUUGGGCCACCGCCGGGCGCUCUUCGAGAAGCGGAAGCGGCUCAGCGACUACGCGCUCAUCUUCGGCAUGUUCGGCAUCGUGGUCAUGGUCAUCGAGACCGAGCUCUCCUGGGGCGCCUACAGCAAGGAGUCGCUGUAUUCAUUAGCCCUAAAAUGCCUUAUUAGCCUCUCUACAAUCAUUCUGCUUGGUCUGAUCAUUGUAUACCACGCAAGGGAAAUUCAGCUGUUUAUGGUGGAUAAUGGAGCAGAUGACUGGAGAAUAGCCAUGACUUAUGAGCGCAUUUUCUUCAUCUGCUUGGAAAUCUUGGUGUGUGCUAUACAUCCUAUCCCUGGCAACUAUACAUUCACAUGGACAGCUCGGCUUGCUUUCACCUAUAUCCCAUCUACGGCAAUAGCUGAUGUGGAUAUAAUUUUAUCCAUACCAAUGUUCUUAAGACUUUAUCUUAUUGCCAGAGUUAUGCUUUUGCAUAGCAAACUUUUCACUGAUGCCUCAUCCAGAAGCAUUGGAGCACUAAAUAAGAUAAACUUCAAUACUCGUUUUGUUAUGAAGACUCUAAUGACAAUAUGCCCAGGAACUGUACUUUUGGUUUUUAGUAUCUCCUUGUGGAUAAUUGCUGCAUGGACUGUCAGAGCUUGUGAAAGGUAUCAUGAUCAACAGGAUGUUACUAGCAACUUCCUUGGAGCAAUGUGGUUGAUUUCAAUAACUUUUCUCUCCAUUGGAUAUGGUGAUAUGGUACCUAAUACGUACUGUGGGAAAGGAGUCUGCUUGCUUACUGGAAUAAUGGGUGCUGGCUGCACUGCACUGGUGGUGGCUGUGGUGGCAAGGAAAUUAGAACUUACCAAAGCUGAAAAACAUGUGCAUAAUUUCAUGAUGGAUACCCAGCUAACUAAAAGAGUGAAAAAUGCAGCUGCCAAUGUACUCAGGGAAACAUGGUUAAUUUAUAAGAAUACAAAGCUGGUAAAAAAGAUAGAUCAUGCAAAAGUAAGGAAACAUCAGCGCAAAUUCUUGCAAGCUAUUCACCAAUUACGAAGUGUUAAAAUGGAACAGAGGAAAUUAAAUGAUCAGGCAAACACCUUGGUGGACUUGGCAAAGACUCAAAACAUCAUGUAUGAUAUGAUUUCUGACUUAAAUGAAAGAAGUGAAGACUUUGAGAAGAGGAUUGUUACUCUGGAAACAAAACUGGAAACAUUAAUUGGUAGCAUUCAAGCUCUCCCUGGACUGAUUAGCCAGACAAUCAGCCAACAACAAAGGGAUUUCCUUGAAGCUCAGAUACAAAACUAUGAUAAGCAUGUUACCUACAGCGCAGAACGGUCAAGGUCCUUGUCUAGGCGAAGGAGGUCUUCCUCCACAGCACCACCCACUUCAUCAGAGAGUAGCUAGAAGAAAAUAAGUUAACCACAAAAUAAAGACUUUUUGCCAUCAUAUGGUCAAUAUUUUAGCUUUUAUUGUAAAGCCUUAUGGUUCUAAUCAGUGUUAUCUGGGUUCUGAUGUCAGAAUUCUGGAAACCUGAACACAAAGUUUUAGGCCAAAAUGAGUGAAAACUCUCUCUAUCUCUCUUUUCUUUUCAGAUGCACAGUGAAUGCACCUAUUAUUGCUAUAUAGAUUGUUCCUCCUGUAAUUUCACUAACUUUUUAUUCAUGCACUUCCAACAAACUUUACUACUACAGUAUACAAUAUAAUAAAAGGGUUAAUUUCUGCACAUAGUUGCUUGGUCACUUUGACUUUAACAUUCCCAGUUCUUAUUAAUUUUUUUACGGAAAUGUUGAAUACGCCUCAGUUAUUAGAAAACUGAGCUUAUUCUGUAACAUCAUUCAGAGAUAAUCUUACUUCACAUACUUGCUAUGCAGAAAAAGAGGGGUUAAUGUGUAUGAUGUAUUGAUUUAAAAGACUGUGUUAAACUGUAACUGUCUAUGGUUCUAGUUCUAAUUCACCUUUUGUCCAUCCAGUUAAUGUAAGCAGGAUCAUGCAUGCAUAACUGGUGCAGGAUUCCACCAACUUCCUGACACAUAUAUGCCAAAUCUGCAUGUCUGUCUUGAAAGUUGUCAUUGUCAUUUUCAUUUUCAUUAGGUCAGCUGGAAACAGUGAACUGAGAAGUUACUUUUUUCAAUUAAUGGCUUCUAAGUUCAGAAAUGACAAUUGCUGCACCAGCUCCUUAUUGCUCACUUCCUCCAUCACUGACUGCAUGCUGUAGGGUCUUCUAGAUUAUUUAUGCCAAAUAGUUUACAAAAAUGGGGAAAGGGCUGAUAUAUAGUUCUUCAAAUCAUUUUAACAUUUCUCAAAUGGGGAUUGGCAGGAAUAGCAUUUAUUUAUGUUUGUCUUAAGAGAAAGUCUUCAUUGAUCAAAAAUGUCUUGGCAUCUCAAUGUAUUGUGUGUCUUUUAUGUGCUAGUGAGAUCUCUGUAAACUCUUCCAUUUAUCCAAACUUCUCAAUAUCUAUAUGCAGUGUUCCAUUCUGCUAAAUAAGGUUGUACAUGAUAUUGACAUUGAACAUCUGUGCAUAGAUGUACCUAGAAUUGACUGGUCUUUAGGACAUGUCUUGAUGCAGCAAAAUAACGGAAAACCUAAAAUUUGCAAAGAACCAAAAGAGGAAACAACAGCUGCACGCAGCACAAUUAUAAUAGAAAUAUCUAUUAAACCUGAAUACUUUUAGAAUUGCACAUAACUAUAGCAAUGUAACAAUACAGGGUGUUUCACAAAGAUGGACCUGAUUUGAAGUCACUACAUCUCUGCAACCAUGAAUGAAACUCUUGAAAGGAUGAGGUAUGGCGUUUCAAAUGAUUACUAUCAAAUGCCUCUCUCACCACAUAAACAGCCCCUAGCCUCAGUCAUUCAAAAGAUGGCAACUCUGCAACAUAAGAUGCUUUUUGUUUUGCAGUUCAGCAAGACUGAAUCUGUAAUUGCAGUACACCAUGAAGGGUACAUAAAACAUUUAUAAAAUAGUUAGUAAAACUUGACAACUUGAUAACUCAUUAACCUAUUCAUAACAUUUUGUGUAAUUGCCAUCAUAAAAUGUAUUGCAUUGAAAUUGAGUCCAUCAUUUUGAAACGCCCUGUAUUAUGUCUCAAUAUCAUGCAGUGGAUAGCUGAAAAUGUUCUAUUUUUAUAAUGUUCUUUUUCAAGGUCAAAGACAGAAAUAUAUAGUAUUUGUAUUUAGAAAUGCAUAUCUUUAUUAUAAUUGUACUACUUGAAGCUAUGUUUUGGUUCUUUGCACGUUGUUGCAUUUUCAGUUAAUUUACUAUCAAAAAUUGUCCUAUUUUGUGAUAUUGUUGAUCUGAUAGACGAAAAAACCCUCACCCUCCACACAAAAGGGUGAGAGUUUGUAGAUUUCGUGGGGCACGGUUGUGACCACAUUUGGAACAAACCUGUAAUAUACAUAUUGCAUUACAAGCUAAUCCUCAAAAUGGACAUCUCUGCAUCUUCGUAGGCAAAUUUGAAAGCUUUUUCUCUUUCAACAUGCUGGUGCUGAAAGGAUUAAUGAAUUACUAGAUUAUAUUGGAGCAAAUUUCAGUUGUGUCCCAACACUGGCUCUAAAGAAAGACUUGGUGAGGUUUUGAAAUGUGUUACAACAAAACAGUCAUGCAUUUGACCAUUGUUUCUCUAACUACUUGUGCAUUUGGUCAAGUAUACCAGAAUGCCUUGCCAAAUGCAUAAACAGAAAGGUGGGCGGGGUUAUCAAAUUACUUAAUAAAAAAAAUCAGUUAAAAAGUA